CGAAAACUUGGCGGGAAAUUUCAUAAAUUUCAAAUAAAGUUCAAAACCCUAGUCUUCAGACCAGACCCCAUCCCCCACUUUCUCUCUCUUCCCCACAUUUUCUCUCUCUCUCUCUUGGAUUUUCGUUGCCAGCUUCGUUUCACGGCCAUUCUCUCUACGCUUUUUUGCUUAUGUUGUUUAUCGAUUUUGCUCCAAUUGAAGGUUAAUUAUCUGGCUCGAAAUUGACGAUUAGGUUAGGGUUUAUUGAAAGGGGAACGAGUAUGGGGAAGGUGUCUCCUAAAGAGAGGAGUCGGAAGCAGAAAAAACGAUUUAGGGGUUCGAGCAAGUAUUUGAAACCCGGAGCUCUUGCUCGGCUCCGGCACAACAAGGCGUCGGUUUCUAAGUCUUGUACUGAUCUUGGAAGAAAAAGAGUCGCUGUGUUUGAGACAGAGAAGACUGAGGGUGCUAUGUUGGUGGAAGAGAGAUUUGUUGAUAGAAGCCCUCUAAUGUUAUCACCGGUGAAUUUGGUUAAACAGAAUAGUUUUAUUGGUACGCCGAAGACUCCUCGAGUUGAGGACUGUGACUCGGAAUCGCGGCUUGAGUCUCUUCCCAUGGAAUUACUGGUCAAGGUACUUUGUCACCUGCAUCAUGACCAAUUGAGAGCUGUUUUUCAUGUGUCUCAGCGAGUUAGAAAAGCUGUUUUGCUUGCAAGGCAGUUCCAUUUUAAUUAUACAACCCCAGAUCGCUCUCGCCAGGAGAUGUUGAGUACUAUGACUCCCCUUCCUACUGAGCAUUGGCCAUUCUUGGGUAGGGGAGAUGGAAAGGGUAUGCUGUUACCUAGUCCACACACACCCAAAGCUCCAAGGCACGGACCCCGCCCCCCUUCUCGCCUCAAAGCCUCUGAGGUUCGUCAAGUUGCAGCAGUCCUUUUCCAGGAGUCGAGUCUGCCUGCAAGGUGCAUGGUGCCAUCAGUGUUAGGGAAGCCCCUGUGUAAAUCUUUGGCUUCGAAUAGGGUUCUAUUCUACGAGGACGAGUUAUGUCAAGCUGUUGCUCAGAAUAAACUUCGGUGAAGUGGUUGCUUCUUCUUGUUCAUUGUAUAUAUACAGUAGUAAGUAUUAUGAAACAGUUUUGUAGCUUUGCUGGGGAAUGCAAGCUUAGCUUUAGGUUAUAUGAAACUAGUUUUCAAUUAGGAGAUGAUAUGGUUGUGAGAAUAAGACCAGUUCCAAUCUGGUCAUUUUUGUAUAUUUGCUCUAUAUGUCAAAAUGAAUGACAGUCAUUUUAGUACUAUCUCGAGGCUGCUCCUAUGGCUUCUUUAGACAUUGGCUCAGUAGCUCUAGCUUUAUGACGUGGUACAGGCUAGUGUUGGUGAUGGAACUAUUAUCAUACAUACACUAUUUAAACUUUUUCCUUUAGUUGUCUUUGUUUAUAAAUAUGUAAUAUAUUUGUUUCUCUUAUUUCCCAGACUCUUAGAAACGCAUUUUGCGUAUCAAUGAUAAUUUAAAUUCUAAAUCUAUGUGAAGAAA
Cannabis sativa is the source of this 1502-nucleotide messenger RNA. Its product is annotated as F-box protein At4g35930. Gene Ontology annotation, molecular function: protein binding. NCBI's taxonomy places the organism in Eukaryota, Viridiplantae, Streptophyta, Magnoliopsida, Rosales, Cannabaceae. The transcript is spliced from 5 exons. The record is from RefSeq and is a predicted model, not a curated record. The coding region runs from base 261 to 1049 and encodes 262 amino acids.